Molecule: messenger RNA, 2039 nt
Organism: Cuscuta campestris
Lineage: Eukaryota; Viridiplantae; Streptophyta; Magnoliopsida; Solanales; Convolvulaceae
Source: the annotation of a GenBank genome assembly
AGAAAAUAUAAUAUAACACCGGAAUUUAAUAAUUUUGGUGAGGAAAUAAUUAAAGUAAAGCUUACUCGAUCGAUGGGUUUCAUUGUUUGUGUGUCCAUGGGAGCUGCACUGGGCAUUGGAUUGGUAGCUUUCUUUGCGAGAUUUCAGAAAACGAGGUCUAAGAAACGCACUGAGUUGGCAAAUCUAGUUGCAGCAUUUGCAAGAAUGACAAUUGAAGAUUCAAGAAAAGUUCCUCCUAAGCUUUAAAAAUUACAUCGAUUGAUUCUUGGAAAUCUUGAAUCAAUGGUCAUUCUGUACUAUGUCUCACAUUGCAUUAAUCACACGUUUAUCGAUCAUUAUACAUGUUGAAACUUGAUGAAGAGGUUGCUCGAUUGACAAAAAACUAAUGCUCAAGCUUUGAGUCCAGUUACCGACAACUAAAGUUAGAUUGGCUUAAUCAUCAUCUUGACAAAUUAUGGCCGUAUAUUGACAAGUGAAGGCGGGAUCAGAAUUAAUUAGAGCAAACGUGGAGCCAACCCUUGAAGAGCACAGGUCCCGCCUAAUACAAGAUUUGAAGUUUUCAAAGCUCACAUUGGGUAUCGUCCCUCCACAAUUCACUGGGGUUUCAAUUAUUGAAGGUGAUCCUCAAGAAAUUACAAUGGAGCUGGAGGUUCAGUGGGAUGGAAACCCGUGCAUCGUCCUUGAUAUUACUACUACACUUGGUGUAUCAAUACCCAUUGAAGUUAAAGACAUUGCAUUUACGGGUUUAUUCAGGAUAAUAUUCAAACCGCUAGUUGACGAGUUUCCAUGUUUUGGAGCUAUUAGUUACUCCUUACGUAAAAAAGAAAAGCUUAAUUUUCGACUCAAAGUUUGUGGCAAUAUCUCAACUGUUCCUGGGGUGCUCGACGGUCUUAAGAGUACCAUACUGAAUUCAAUUGAAGAUUCCAUCACAUGGCCAGUGCGAGAAAUCAUUUCCAUAUUACCAGGAGAUUAUAGUGAUUUGGAGUUAAAGCCAGUUGGGAUGUUAGAAGUGAAGCUCAUACAAGGUAAAGAACUCACAAAUAAGGACUUGAUUGGAAAAUCUGACCCGUUUGCUGAAGUAUUCAUUCGACCACGACGAGAGAGAAUCAAGACUAGCAAAGUUAUAAACAACUCCCUAAACCCGGUUUGGAAUGAGAGCUUUGAGUUUGAAGUUGAAGAUGCAUCCACUCAACACUUGACUGUAAUGGUUUAUGAUGAUGAGGGUAUUCAAGCUUCUGAAUUCAUAGGAUGUGCUCAAGUACAUUUGAAAGACCUCCAGCCUGGAAAAGUGAAGAGUUUGUGGUUGAAACUUGUGAAAGAUUUACAACUUCAAAGGGACAACAAAAAUAGAGGCCAGAUUCACUUGGAGCUGUUAUACUGUCCCUAUGGAACACAAAGCAUCUUUAUGGAAUGUUUCAACCCCGAUGACUUUUCGCUGACGGACUUGGAAAAGGCCAUUAAGCCAGAAACAACCAUACAAAACACAAUUGGUGGUAGUCUCCUCUUCAGAGGAGUUCUCUUUGUGACUGUAAUAUGCGCCAAGGACUUACCAGCAACGGGCUUAUUCCGAAGCUGUGACCCGUACGUACUAAUAAUAUUGAAAAAAUCUGAACUCAAGGAGAAAACUAGAGUUGCUGCCAAGACACUAAAUCCAGUAUGGGACCAAACAUUUGAGUUUGUCAUUGAGGAUGGAUUGCAUGAUCUGUUAAUAUUUGAAGUUUGGGAGCACCAUGUAUGCCGAAAUGAUAGAAUUGGGCGAUGCAUAAUGACACUCACCAGAGUUAUACUUGAGGGCGAAAUCAGAGAUUGGUUUGAGAUAGAUGGAGCAACGACUGGGACGCUACACUUGAACAUCAAAUGGACACCUCAACCAAUAAUCCCAUGACUGCUUCAUUAUCUAUGGAUUUAAAUACUUACUAUUUUGUGUUAAAUAUGUUAGACUUUAUCCUCUGGCGAGCAUAUAAAUAGAGUGAAGUUUAUUGAACAUGUGGGUGGAUAAUUCAGAGAGAGGUAAGUGGUGUCGUGCGCUACAUUAUUGG